CGAUGAUUCCAGAGGGCCGUCGUUGCGGUCACGCCGACGAGACAGAGAGAGAGCGAGGGAGGAAUGGAAAGAAAAUUACAACGCACCGCAAAAUUGAGCGCUCAUUGGCGCCCUGCCAGUGCCACGGCAAACGGCAUUGGAAAACAUGCGCGGCGGGCAAAGAUGGCCGCGGGCCCUGGAGAGAGGGCCCGCCGCCCCUGUGCCGGUCGCACAACCUUGACGGGCGCGGGCGGGGAGGGGAAUUGCCCUAACCAGGGUGAUGGAGCGGCAGAUGCACGGGCUGCAGAAGAUGCGCGGCUGAGCAGCGAGACUGCCCUGACCAUCGUGAUCGUGCAGACGGAUGGAGAAGCUGCGCAGAUUGGCGGCAGCUGGCAGCGUCCGUGCACGGCAGCUGCUGGAUACGCCUCAGCGGAAGAGAGGGCGGCGUUCGGGGGAGGCUGCGCCUAGCGGAGGCAGGCUGACCCCACCAUCGGCAUGAGGUGAGAGUUCCCCCGUGCCGACGCGGCACCGCUUCGGCGUCAUCGCUGGCGCCAGGCGGCCGCCGCAGGCCCGCUCCGACGGCAUCAAGUGCCAGAAAGCGGGGCCACUCCACAUCGUUUGCAAGGGGGCGGGAGAGUGAUGCUGAUGUGAGGCGUGCUGGCCCGCGGAGGCGAGGGAGACAUGCCCCCUAAGCGCAUAUCAUAUCAUAUCAUUUCAUAUCUCAAUCCCUUUCCACACACCCUUUUUGGCGGACCAAUGGAAUCACAUUCCACGCGGCAGAGGAGCUGUUGCGGGCGCGGUGGACGAAUUCCACUCGGCAUGCAACGCGAAAGAGUAUGUUCGUUGUCGACGCGGUGGACGUGUUCCACUCGGCGUGCAACCAUGAAACAUACAGACGGCCGCAGGUCGAAAUAGGAUUCCGCAUGAUUCCACUUCAGCUGCCUACAUACCCUUUGGAGCGUCCAAGGCCCACCUCGGCAAACCCAAUGGAGCGAAGCUUCCGCGCAUUGAGCGGAAGUUCAAGCUCAAGCUAAAAGAGAACUAUAAAAUUGAGCGAAGCUUCCGCGCGUUGAGCGGAAGUUCAAGCUAAAGCGCAUACAGCUGGACUUCAAGUAAUUUGGAUCGAAAAUGGAGCGACGCUCGCAGAACAUCAAGCUCAAAUUAAUGUGAAGGGGAGCCCCAGGUUGCCGUGGGCCUGCAGAAGGUGGGUCUCCUUUCUGCGGUCCAGGCGGCGCCAGAGCACCGCUCCCCUCGGAUCCUGCCCAAUGCUGGUCUACUAAUUCUGAUCGUGAAAGGAAAAGGAGGGAGGAGGAGGAGGAGGGAGUGAGUAGACGGAGGAAGAGGAGGGGGGGAGCCAGAGAGAGGAAUACUCGCCGACUCGGCAUAGGCAUUGCUAUGCUAAGCUGAGGACAGGCGACAGGCGGAGGGCGAUAGUUACAAACCGGCCGCGGAAGGUAUCUACAUACAUGCCUGAGAACGGGGAGCUGCAAGGGCUCCUGGAUCAUCCGAUCAGCCUCCAUGACCCGAUAUCCUCUGUGAUAGACCACCACAAGAUCUUGAUGUUAACCGACACGUGCAGGUGCAAACUCAAGUCCUGAAACUCUGUGUGGUACCGAAGCUCCAUUGACAACUUGAGGAUCAGAAACUGAACAAAUAUAAUCCCGUAUACGAUGUGAGCGCAGCCUGGAAGGUUCGGGUCGUAUUUGACACCGACCUCCAACCCCGCCUUCAGCAAACUAAUCUGAAUGAUCCAGAGAUCGAUGCCGAAAUCAAAUUCUAGCGAGGCCGAACCAACCAAGCACACGCUAGAGUUUGGAUCGAGAGGGUCAAACUCGAGUAAGUCAACCAACAACUGGCCCGCGAUUGUGACUUCACCGAAGAAUGGAGGAGCGGGAAGGAUUGGAAACGCCUUCAAUACAUCGGCACUUCCUGCUGCCGUGAGAGAAAAGACAGGACCCAGAGCAAUUUCCAGUUUGAACUUGUUCCGUUCUGAAAUCUUGACUUCUAUGCCAAUACACGCCAAGUUGGACAAAGGGAAAUGGCCACCCGCGCCGAAAAACUUCUGGAACAUCGCCAUAUCACUUUGCUGCUGUUCAGGUGUCUGGCAAGGGCAUGCCAGCUGACAACGGCCGUCUGAGAACAUGGAGGGCUGCCCGUCGAACUUAUCCCUUGUCGCGUCAUUGGGCGGCACUGUGCUAGCGGUGUGGAAAAAGUGCUCGUCGCCGGCCGAGCACAGAGCCUCAAGUGGUGCCCAUGGUCCCCGCUUGUCUACGUCGUCACCUACGGGUUUCAACUGAGGGAUGAUGGGCUCCUAACCACGCGAACUGUUGACGACAAACCAAUGGAAUACUAGUUGUUCUAGGAGGCAAGUUUCGCGGCAAUUCGUCCCCCUCUUACUCAAAUACCAGCAUUGGCCAUACUUCUCCAAGCCGCCAUUCGGGCACGCCGGUCCAGGUAGGGGAAGCGGGUUGAUGACCAUCGAGCAUUGGAACGGAUUCUUGGGCGCCAGUCUCCUGAUACUGCCAGAGGAGAUUGUUACAUCCUCGCCGUCGUCGUCGUCGUCGCCACCGUUCAAGUUCACAUCGACCAACUCAUGACGCUGGCUGAGGCUGAUCGUUGACGGGCUCGUCGCGCGGAUGGCAUCCUUCGAAAUAGAGCCUCCGAGACCCGCUUGCAGCAAUCUUCUGGCGUCUCCAAGAUCAGGCUGCGUGGUGCAGUUGACGUAAGCCAGGAUGAUGGAUCCAAGCUUGCUCUGCGUGCAAACUCCCUGGAGCUUCGCGCGGUCCCUCCCUGAGGGCGCCGCCGGGUCGAACCAGCAGCCCAGCAACUCGAGGGCGUCGUCGCGCGCAGACCCGUCGUCGCACGACAGCCCCGGGUCGCCCGUCGCGAGGUCCACCAUCUGAUCCACAAGCUCUGGGCAGUUGCUACGACACGCGUCCGGCAUUCCCGACACCAAGUCGGAGCGCUGCAGGUAGGCGGCGAACCUCUGCACACGCGAGGGCGGUCCGCUGGCGGCACGGGCAAUCUGGGCGACGUCCUCCUCGUCUAAUAGUUCGGGCGUGUCAGUAGCCGCACAGGCCAUGUAGAAGUCAAUUUGUGCUCGCUCCAAGUCCCUCCACUUGGAUGCCAUCCAGGGCACGAUACUGGAAUCCGUGAUAGCGCGCACGAACUUGCUUUCCGUAACAGCGCGCAGGCCGCAAGGCUGGCACGAUUCCUCAAUCGAAUCCCCUAACUUUGUCUCACAAUCGGCCUCCAUCACCGCGGCAGUGUCCUCAUCCAGUAUCUUCGACGUCUUGAGGUCGAACAUAUUCAGCGUCCCAUUGGGCAUCAAGAUCGCAAACGGUAUGGUGGUUCUCUUGUUCUCCCAAUAGUGCACGUCCUGGAACUUAGCGGGCUCGUUUUCUACAGGAUAUUUUAAGAUAAAGUGGAGUUGCUCCUCGCCUGCCAACUGCUCCGAGCCGACGAACUCGUAUGCAUGAUCUUCUCGCGUCUGUGGAAAGGACGCGGACGAAGUGCGCUCAUCCUGAUCCAUACACCAGUAGCGGUCGGAGUCAACAUCUCCGAGGCCGCCCUCCACUGCCCAGCCGCUCGAAUCAAACUGCAUCUUCUGAAAAUUUUCGCUGCCCCAAGUGGACCUGCCACGGACCUGCUCUUGGUUGGGGAAGCUGGCGUAAUCGGAGAACUGUAAGGCCGCAGACGGAAGGCUGAAUGACUCCUCUGCUGACGUCAUAGCAUGUUCCAUGUCUUCCCAAUUAUUUUCUGCCUGAUCCGGAACAGACUCGAUGAGGUCCCUGGCAAGCUGCGGAAUCGGCUCCACGGUUGGGAGAUAGUCGCCGUACCUGGAUUCGCAAAGGCCAAGUUCGUGCGCAGGGUAGGACGGACAUGGCUGAUACAUCAUAAAGUGAAAGUGGUAAAACUCAGGCAUGUUCGGGGGCGCAUGGUUGCCCAUGAGGUAGAGGUUCCAAUACGGGUUGACUCCCAACGUACACCCGUCCCCGAGGAGGUAGCAAGCGUUCUUGAAUGCGGUCAAACGGCCCACAGGGCCAGACCUAAACUGGAAAUGCCCAUACUUGCAACCAGGUAAACUGGCGCACCUGGCGUUGCAUUCUUCAGCGUUUCUGGCGUGGGAAACCGGCUCGAGCUUGAUAUCUUCCCAGCUGCCGCAGCCAAGUUUUGGUCCAAGUAGCCUCCAUGUGGCGGGCGUGCGCUGAUCGAGGGGAAUCUCCGCCCAGUUGAAGCAGGUGUCCUUCACUGUAUUGCACUCUCCGGUGUACAGGUAGCAAGCAUGCCUUCCAUUAUCCGCGCAUGCUGCUUGCUGGUAGUUCAUGCUCGUGCAGCCAGCCUGCUUCUUGCAAAGCUCGAUACAGUGGCUUUCGCUGGUAGCAGUCCAAGUCCGUAGCAGGAAAAUGCUCUCCUGGUUUGAGCAGCCGAUCGAGCGGUUCACUGCCACUGUGCUGGACGACUCGCGACUGAGAGAUACAGAGGUCUCUCGGCCGUGCGGGUACUCCAGAAAGAGGGCCGCAAGGACGGAUGCGGACAUGGCGAUCAGCGACAACAGCAACAUGCGGAACUUCGUUUUGCUAGUGGUCACCGUCGCGGACGAUGCUUCCUCACGAACGAGCGGAUCACGCUCAUUCUCCAUCUGCGCGCACCGUCUACUUCGGAGCCUCAGCCCGAACACACUCAGGCUUGAGCUGCCCAAAGAGCUUAUUCAACGGCUCGAGUCAGAAAGGCUUAAGCCCGAAUGCUUGAGCCAAAAUGGCU
Molecule: messenger RNA, 4743 nt
Organism: Prorocentrum cordatum
Lineage: Eukaryota; Dinophyceae; Prorocentrales; Prorocentraceae
Source: the annotation of a GenBank genome assembly